UAGUGAAGGAUCACUUAAGAGGACAGUCGAGCCGCGGCGGUCACCAGUGACGGACGACGUCAGUCUGUGACACCUUACCUUCAAUAUGCCGCUCCUUCACGGAGAUCUGGAGGUGGAAGUGGUUAGGGGAGAGAACCUCACCGACAAGGACAAGGCAUUGUUCCAUAUUAUCCCUGGGGACUGGUCAGACGUCUGGGUAAAUGUGUCGUUGGGUAAAGAGAAAAUCCUCACUACAGGAGUCAGAAAGAACGCUAUAAAUGCGGUGUGGGGUGAACGCGCGAUCAUUCCUAUUUGUGAGGCUGUUGACUGUCUCAAAGUUCAAGUGUGGGAUAAAGAUCACGUUCGAUCCAAGUGUCUGGGAUGUGGACGUGUGGCCUUAGGCGACCGCGACAAGCCCUGGCGCAAGGACGGGCCUGUGUACCUUGACGGUGGGAAAGGUAGAAUAGUCAUGAAGAUCAGAUACACGCCCGCAGCGCAGGCGCGGAAGGAGAGCAUUGAGGUUCCCAGGUCCUACUUCCCAUUGCACAAGGGUGGUUCCCUGACGCUCUUUCAGGAUGCUCAUGGCGUGACCAUCCCGGGAAUAGUGGCGCCGAGAGAGGGUGUUUUUGAAGCUAUGGCUGAUUCACUCCGUCGAGCCAAAAAGUUCAUUUAUAUAGCUGCUUGGAGUCUGUGGACCGGGACGAGGCUGAAGCGAGACAAGGAAACCCUGGGAGAGUUGCUGAAACAGAAGGCUGCCGAAGGUGUAAGAAUUCUCCUGCUAAUCUGGAACGAAAUAUUGUCUGUGGGUCUUUGUGCGGGUCUCUUCAACACCUUCGACGAGGACACAGACAAAUACUUUGAAAACACAGGAGUUUACGUGGUAAAAACUAAGCGAAAAAGACACAUAGCUUCUGCAGUUAGGGAAAAGCUGGUAGAGGCAGUGUGGUCGCACCACCAGAAGCUGAUCGUGGCGGACGACGGCGAGAACGGCAUUGUGGCCUACGUGGGCGGUCUGGACAUGACCAGAGGCCGCUGGGACACCCCGGAGCACCAGCUCUUCACCACUCUGGCUCGGGAGCAUCAAGGCGACUUCCACAACGCCGUAAUAAACGUCAAAGAGAGCCUGGGACCUCGCGAACCUUGGCACGACGUCCACGCCCGCCUCACCGGCCCGGCCGCCGUCGACCUCCUCAGAAACUUCGAGGAGUGCUGGAGGAAGCAGGCACCGAAGAAAGUCCAUCUUCUGGUGCAGACAUACGAGGAGGACAUUUUGUUUGCACCACAGAAGGGCAAUCAGCAUGACAAAGUCUCCUGGCAAAUGCAGGUAGUGAGGUCGAUUGAUGGAAACUCAGCGGUGUUCAGCAGUGGGCGUGUGGGCGUACUGGACUCGUGGGGUGGUCAGGUCAUCGACACCACCCUCCACCGGGCCCUGGUUCGACUCGUCAGGAGGGCAGAGAAAUUCAUUUAUAUUGAGAAUCAGUUCUUCACCGGGUCGUCGCAGGCGUGGACGGAGGACACCGGAGUCUGCUGCAGGAACCUGGUGCCCUUGGAGAUUACCCAGCGAGUGGUAGAGAAGAUCCGGGCGAGGGAGGACUUCCGGGUGUACAUACUGCUGCCGCUGCUGCCUGAGGGUAACCCUGACCAGCCCUUCGUCAGGUGCAGCAUCAAGAGCAUCCUUCACUACCAGUACCUCACCAUACAGAUGAUGUAUGGGAGGAUCGCGGCGGCGCUGCAGGAGGCGGGCUCAGAGCGUCACCCUGAUGACUACCUCCUCUUCCUCUGCCUGGGGAAGAAGGAGUCGCAGGAGCGGGUGUCGAGGUCGGCGGGGCAGGAGCGCCCGCGGGUCGGGAGCGAGGAGUGGAAAUGGCGCCAACGGUCUCGCUUUAUGAUCUACGUCCACUCCAAGAUGGCGCUGGCUGACGACUCCCACGUCGUCAUAGGCACGGCCAACCUCAACCAGCGCUCCCUCGAUGGCACCCGCGACACCGAGGUGGCCUUGAGUGCCUGCCAGGUGGGUGUGGGCAGCACCGGUGCAGAAGAGGCUGUGACUGACGGAGCUGUGGGAGAGUUCCGGAGGUCUCUGUGGGCUGAACACACUUCUGGGUUAUCAGAGGAGGAGGAGGACCUGGCUGACCCAGCCUCCCUGGCAGCCAUCACCAGGAUCAGGCACCUCGCUGACGACGCCCUUCACUCCUACAUCAACGGCUCCUCAAACGACGAGCCCAAGUGCCACUUCCUCAGGUACCCGCUGGACGUGACCCGGGACGGCAAGGUCCAGGCUCUGCCAGGGGUGGAAAAUAUACCUGACUUUGAUAUACCUGUUAUUGGGGCCCGUGGCCUCAUACCUUCCAAACCCACUGUUUAGUUCCUGGUAGUCAAUACUUACCAGUCUUCUUCUUUAAGGGGUGUGAGUCUUAUUUUACUUAGCGUCACCACCACCUUUUUCUCUUAUGAAACACAUCUCUGAGGCCAGCUCCUGGCUUCUGACCUCAGACAAACACAUUCUCUUACAGAUGUACUAAAAUGGGAACCCAGCAUUGCCCGGGUCUAGCUCUCUGUCUAUGUCCAUCUCCGGCCCCUUCUCUCUCUCUCUCUCUCUCUCUCUCUCUCUCUCUCUCUCUCUCUCUCUCUCUCUCUCUCUCUCUCUCUCUCUCUCUCUCUCUCUCUCUCUCUCU
Molecule: messenger RNA, 2654 nt
Organism: Procambarus clarkii (red swamp crayfish)
Lineage: Eukaryota; Metazoa; Arthropoda; Malacostraca; Decapoda; Cambaridae
Biological process (GO): phospholipid catabolic process
Cellular component (GO): plasma membrane
Molecular function (GO): D-type glycerophospholipase activity
Source: RefSeq, a predicted model, not a curated record